Messenger RNA from Miscanthus lutarioriparius, 1863 nucleotides. The record is from the annotation of a GenBank genome assembly. NCBI's taxonomy places the organism in Eukaryota, Viridiplantae, Streptophyta, Magnoliopsida, Poales, Poaceae.
AUGUGGUCCCCUAACGUGAACAUCUUCCGGGACCCGCGGUGGGGCCGCGGCCAGGAGACCCCAGGAGAGGACCCCGCGGUGGCCAGCCGGUACGGCGCGGCCUUCGUCCGGGGCCUGCAGGGCAGCAGCAGCAACACCAAGUCCGUGCCGCCGGUGCUGCAGACCUCGGCUUGCUGCAAGCACGCAACGGCGUACGACCUGGAGGACUGGAAGGGCGUGUCGCGGUACAGCUUCAAGGCCACCGUGACGGUCCAGGACCUGGCGGACACCUUCAACCCGCCGUUCCGGAGCUGCGUGGUCGAUGGGAAGGCCAGCUGCGUCAUGUGCGCCUACACGGUCGUCAAUGGCGUGCCGUCCUGCGCCAACGCCGACCUGCUCACCAAGACCUUCAGGGGGAUCUGGGGACUCGACGGGUAUGUCGCCGCGGACUGCGACGCGGUGGCCAUCAUGCGCAACUCACAGUUCUAUCGCCCGACGGCGGAGGACACCGUCGCGGCCACGCUCAAAGCCGGAUUGGACAUUGACUGCGGUCCCUACAUCCAGCAGUACGCCAUGGCCGCGAUCCAGAAGGGGAAGCUGACGCAGCAGGACGUAGACAAGGCCGUCAAGAACCUCUUCACCACCCGCAUGCGGCUGGGGCACUUCGACGGCGACCCCAAGACCAACGUGUACGGCAACCUCGGAGCCGCCCACAUCUGCACGCAGGAGCACAAGAACCUAGCGCUCGAGGCGGCUCUGGACGGCAUUGUCUUACUCAAGAACAGCGCGGGCGUCCUCCCUCUCAAACGAGGGGCGGUCAACUCUGCCGCCGUCAUCGGCCACAACGCCAACGACGUUCUCGCCCUCAUCGGCAACUACUGGGGCCCACCGUGCGCGCCGACCACGCCUCUCCAGGGGAUCCAGGGCUACGUCAAGAACGUCAAGUUCCUGGCCGGGUGCAACAAGGCGGCCUGCAACGUCGCCGCGACGCCCCAGGCGACCGCGCUGGCGAGCUCGUCGGAUGCCGUCAUCCUGUUCAUGGGACUGAGCCAGGAGCAGGAGAGCGAAGGGAAGGACAGGACGACACUUCUCCUUCCGGGUAACCAGCAGAGCUUGAUCACCGCUGUCGCCAACGCAGCGAAUCGGCCAGUGAUCUUGGUGCUCCUCACUGGCGGCCCGGUGGACAUCACGUUCGCCCAGGCGAACCCCAAGAUCGGCGCCAUCCUGUGGGCCGGCUACCCUGGCCAGGCUGGCGGCCUCGCCAUUGCCAAAGUCCUCUUCGGUGAGAAGAACCCCAGUGGGAAGCUGCCGAACACGUGGUACCCGGAGGAGUUCACGAGGAUCCCCAUGACGGACAUGCGGAUGCGCGCCGCGGGCGGCUACCCCGGCCGGACUUACCGGUUCUACAAUGGCAAGACCAUCUAUAAGUUCGGCUACGGCCUCAGCUACUCCAAGUUCUCUCACAGGGUAGUCACCGGCCGCAAGAACCCGGCACACAACACGAGCCUACUCGCUGCCCCUGGCCUCGCAGCGACGACCGAGGACAACUUGAGCUACCACGUCGACUACAUCGGUGACGAGGUGUGCGAUCAGCUCAAGUUCUUGGCGGUGGUCAAGGUGCAGAAUCACGGGCCAAUGGAUGGGAAGCACACGGCGCUCAUGUUCCUCCGGUGGCCGAACGCGACCGACGGCCGACCAACGAGGCAGCUGAUCGGGUUCCAGAGCCAGCACAUCAAGGCAGGGGAGAAGGUGAACCUGAGGUUUGAGGUGAGCCCGUGUGAGCAUUUCAGCCGGGUGAGGGAGGACGGCAGAAAGCUGAUCGAUAAAGGGUCACAUUUCCUCAAGGCUGGCAAGCAUGAGCUGGAGAUUAGUUUUGGGGCAUGA